CCUCUUCUACAUCUUUGACCUGCCUCCCGUGAGCCUCUGCUCUCUUCCCCAGUUCAUCCCGGUUCUUUCCCAGCAGCUCCCGCGCAGCGUCCUAGACUUGUCGGACUCUAGAGUGGCAAGAUGUCUACCCAACCACCACUUUCUGUUCCGCUCAAAGAACAGAGACUCCUAGAUGUCAAACUGCACCAGCUGCCAGCCUGGAUAAUGAAGCGGGACUUUACCCCCAGUGGGAUUGUUAAAGCUUUUCGUAGAGGUUAUGAUGCAUAUUUUAAUAAGUAUAUUGAUGUGAAGAAAGGUGGGAUUGGAGGUGUUUCUAUGGUGCUUGCUGCUUACAUCCUGCUCAAUUAUUGUGCGGCUUACAAGGAGCUUAAACAUGAACGGAGACGAAAAUACCACUGAAAAUUCAAGACACUUUAGAUGAUGAAUAUGAACCCCAGGCUUACAGAAUUUUGCAGUUGUAACUCUUCUUGAUGAACAUCACUUGAUGUACUAACUAGGGCCAAAUAUUCAAUAUAAAGGAUGUAUUUAAAUCUG
Molecule: messenger RNA, 534 nt
Organism: Dromiciops gliroides (monito del monte)
Lineage: Eukaryota; Metazoa; Chordata; Mammalia; Microbiotheria; Microbiotheriidae
Gene: ATP5MF
Product: ATP synthase membrane subunit f
Exons: 4
Coding region: 121-399 (92 amino acids)
Biological process (GO): proton motive force-driven mitochondrial ATP synthesis
Molecular function (GO): proton-transporting ATP synthase activity, rotational mechanism
Source: RefSeq, a predicted model, not a curated record